AACUAUAUUAUUAAUUUUAUGGCAGAAUGCAUACGUGGCGCUGUGGUAGCAACAUGCCACUGUGAAGUGGCAGGAAAAAGAAAAAGCGUAUGUUGUUUUUAAUUGGUUCAUAUUGUAAUUUAAUAAAAUGAGGUGGCUCAUUUCUUGUUUAUUUCUAAUAUUUUUGAGCUGUAGUGCAAAUUGUUAUUUCAUUACUGUGGAUGCACAUGCCGAAGAGUGUUUCUUUGAGACUGUGGAAGCAGGCAUGAAAAUGGGUCUUACAUUUGAAAUAGCUGAAGGUGGAUUUCUAGACAUAGAUGUAAAAAUAAUUGGUCCUGAUGGAAAAAUAAUUUAUCAAGGUGAUCAAGAAAGUAGUGGUAAAUAUACAUUUGCUACACAUGUUCCUGGUGUUUAUACUUAUUGUUUUGGUAAUCAAAAAAGUAGUAUGACACCAAAAGUUGUAAUGUUUAAUAUGGACAUUGGUGAAAGUAAAAAACCUAUUGAACAAACUUCUGAUGGAAAAAGUGCUGAUUCAAACCAUAGCAAAAUAGAUGAUAUGAUUAAAGAAUUAAGUACAAGUUUAUGGGGUGUGAAAAAUGAGCAAGAAUAUAUGCAGGUUAGAGAUCGAAAUCAUAGAGCUAUUAGUGAAAGCACAAAUUCUCGUGUAGUUAUGUGGGCAUUUUUUGAAGCUAUGGUUUUGGUUUGUAUGACAAUAGGACAAAUUUUCUAUCUAAAACGAUUUUUUGAAGUCAGAAGAGUUGUCUAAUUAAAGAUAUACAAUAAGAUAAUACAUUGUACAUUCACAUUCAUUGUACAUUUUUUAUGUGAUUAAGUUAUAAUAGAAUUAAAAAAUUUCAACAUUUUGAA
Molecule: messenger RNA, 846 nt
Organism: Apis florea (little honeybee)
Lineage: Eukaryota; Metazoa; Arthropoda; Insecta; Hymenoptera; Apidae
Product: transmembrane emp24 domain-containing protein
Source: RefSeq, a predicted model, not a curated record